Iphiclides podalirius (scarce swallowtail) is the source of this 1374-nucleotide messenger RNA. Lineage: Eukaryota; Metazoa; Arthropoda; Insecta; Lepidoptera; Papilionidae. The record is from the annotation of a GenBank genome assembly.
AUGGCGAGCGACCAGUCGGAAACCAGCGGCGGCUCCCGAGUGAGGCAGUUCGGCCUGUACCGGAGCAUAGACGCGCGGACCGAAGAGUUCCUCAGGCUGUCGAGGAAGCGGCAGAUGAGGCAGGGCUGCGCCUGCGCCGCAAUCUCCACGGCCAUAACCGUCACCAUAAUCGUCAGCAUCCUGCUGGUGUUCGAAUUCAACGUGAUACCAAACGCUGAGCUCAAAUCAAUGCAAUACUUGAAAAGUUUACUGAAUGACACCGCUGAAGUGAUGACGCUUAAUAAAGAAAAUCUUAACAUAGACAAAGCCACGCUCAAAAUGUUACCGAUGCUCAUGAAAGCGCUUAAAAAGAACAACAUUCUCCAUAACACUAUUGAAGACACGACCAAACAUUCAGUCCAAGAGGGGUGGCACACAACCACUGAGUUCACUUACAAGAAAAACGUUUUCUCAGACCGAAACAAUUGGAUCCGGUUCCCGACGUCCAAAGCCUACGCGAUUGAGUAUAAAACCUCACCAGUAGUCUACUUUAAAACACCUAAAAACGAUUACUUCACUAAGAUUAGAAAGAUCAGAGAUUACGAACGCAUCAUAAAUUACAUGGACAAAAUGAUAAGCGAUCGAGUCUCGUUUGGAUCGACUCAGCCAAUGCAAACAGUCGAAGAUUACGCAGCCGAGGAAAUUCAAACAGAACGGACAUUUACAAUGUCGGCGAAGAGAUCAUCACAAGUCGCAUAUUACCCAUAUGAAUCUCCAAUGCCCAAAACAAUAAUUACCACGACAAGAAGACCCAAUGUGAAAAUUGAAGUCACUACUCAGUCGCAAAUCGUCCCGCAAGUAGCCACCAUGAUACCAUUCUUUGAGCCGACAGUCCCGCUACCAGAUCCAACAUGGCCCACAAAUUCUCCCGAUAUCAUCAGAUUCAGCCGUGAAGACGCUAAAAUACCUGCUCAGUACUUAACAACGGAACCCUUCGAAGACCCAACAACCGCUACAACAGAGAUGACUACGCUUAUUCCAAAUAAAAACAUUGAGUACGAUGAGGAUAGUGGCGAUGUAGAGGCGAGGACACUUAUUAUCAAACUGGUAAACAAUUUCCAGCCAACCACACCAAGCAAUGCGGAGAAAACAUCCAACGGAACUAACCCUGACGAUAUGAUCAAGGCAAAUACAUACGUGCCGCAGACAAACAAUGGUCACUAUAGGAACGUGGAAAGAGCGCGAAAAAUUCUCAUAGAUUUAUUGAAAGAAAACUCAGAGAAAUAUAGGAAGAAUCGACUCAAAACAUUGGCAACGGUCAGCGCGCCAACUUACGUGCCAAUGUACGUCGAAAUCAAAAGAAACCACACGAAACAACAAAGCAAAAACUACGAG